Messenger RNA from Meira miltonrushii, 3260 nucleotides. Its product is annotated as NAD(P)-binding protein. Gene Ontology annotation, cellular component: endosome. The transcript is spliced from 3 exons. Gene Ontology annotation, molecular function: phosphatidylinositol binding. Lineage: Eukaryota; Fungi; Basidiomycota; Exobasidiomycetes; Exobasidiales; Brachybasidiaceae. The annotation marks the transcript as partial. The record is from RefSeq and is a predicted model, not a curated record. Gene Ontology annotation, biological process: retrograde transport, endosome to Golgi; protein retention in Golgi apparatus.
CUUGACAAAAAUGAAGAUCGUGGUGACAGGAGCAUCAGGUCUGCUGGGAAGAGCAGUUUAUGCUCAAUUAAAGCAAGAUAAUCAUACAGUAUUGGGUACAGCACUCUCUCGAGCAAAUUCCGACAACGGAUUGGUGAAAUUGGACCUGACAGACUUCACUGCCUUACGACAAUUCUUGGAUAAAGAAGAACCACAAGCAAUCAUUCAUACCGCUGCAGAACGUAGGCCGGAUGUUGUUGAACGAUCUCCUGAAGCAUCAAAGAUUCUCAACGUGGAUGUUCCAAGCACGAUUGCGACUUGGUGUAAAGAACAUGCAAAGCAACCGUUGUUGAUCAACAUCAGUACAGAUUAUGUUUUCGACGGCACAAGUCCUCCAUACAAGGUAGAUGAUUCACCAAACCCUUUGAAUGCUUACGGGAAGAGCAAAUGGGAAGGUGAAAAGGGUGUUUUAGAACAUGGCAAAGAAGGAAGAAUCAGUAAUUUACGUGUUCCUGUAUUGUACGGCAAAACGCAUACAAACGAUGAAUCUGCAGUGAAUGUUUUGCUGGAUGCUCUAACAGUAAGCAGCGCAGGACAAGAUCUCAAACCGAAAAAGAUGGACGCAAAUGCUGUACGUUAUCCUACCAAUGUUGCAGAUAUCGCAAAAGCAUUGUCGCAAAUGUGCACAAAGUAUGCAGAUCCCGCAAAUGGCGGGAAUCAGGCUGGAAUCCCGCCAACUUUGCACUUUAGUGCGAUGGAAGCAAUGACAAAGUACGAUAUGUGCUUGGUCAUGGCACGUUGUCUUCGUGCUGUUGGUGAAGAAGCAGAAACGGAGCAUCUUGUGCCGGAAUACGAAGUGGAUCCGAAUGCUGCCACCUCCAGACCACGUCAUUGCAAACUUGACUUGAGCGUUACAAAGGAGAUUGGUAUUAGCACAGAAUGCAUCAGUUUCGAAAGCUGGUGGAGAGAAUAUUUGGAAGAGUAUGCCGAAAAAGCUAGGGAAAGACGAGCAAAGGAAGCAGCCGAAGCGGAAGCGAGUCGGAUAGCGGAGGAGGAAAGACGUCAGAAAGAGGAGGAAGAACGAAGAAAGCGAGAAGAACAAGAGAGAAUCAAGCGGGAAGAGGAAGAGAGGAUACAGAAAGAGGAGGAGGACAAAAGGCAGAAGAAGUUGGCAGAGGAAGAGAGAAUACGUAAGGAAGAAGAGGAAAAGGAGCGUCAAGAGAAAGAGGCUGCAGAAAAGACCGCAAGAGAGAAACAAGAAGCAGAAGAAUUACAGCAAAAGCAGAUAGAAGAAGAUCCACAGCGAAUCUCUUCGGAAACGGCAACGCAGGAAAUGACAAAUGAGAGUCUAGGGGAAGGUGAGACAACACCAUCUUCCGAGAAAGAACGCCACGAGAGCAAUAAAAGCAGUCAUGAUGUAUCUACCAGUGGCCCUGAAGUAGCCCGAUCUUCUUCUUCAAACGGUCAUAACUCUCUACGAAGUCCAUCGUCUCCCAAUCCUAGCUUUUCCUCUUUGCAAGCCAGACCUACGCCACCUGCAACAUCUGGACGAAAUAGCCCUUCACUUUCCGUACGUUCGGUAGGAACGGCAUCCUUCUUGACUGGAACGACAAAUAUACCCACGCGAACUGGCGAAGAUGGUGCGGCUACUGCUUCUGUGAUAGAUGCAAACCCAUUGGGCAUGAAUGAUACUGUCAAAAUGCGAGAAAGUGACAAAGAGGAAGCGUCAAAGAAUAAUCGAAAUAUGGAAGAUGGUAGUGGCUUCUUCCCGCAAAAGCUUGUUGAAGCAGGUGAUGGAGCCUCUUUGGGAAUCAAAUCAGAAGGUGCACAGCAGAAUCAGUCUAUCGAUUCGGAUAAUUAUGGCGAGCCUAGCCCGCGGGAAGAUGCCAAAAGCUCUCUGCCGUUUACUGGUCAGGCUCCUUUCGUUGCUGCGGGAUAUGGUGAAGUUCCCUUUGGGAUUGAUGAGCAGGCAGGUAAGCCACUUUCUGAUCAGCCAGCAAGAGAAGAAGCGACUUCAGGUCAUCAGCGACAAGCAUUAUCACAAGACAAGAAACCACAAGUGGCCUCUUUCCAGAUCCGAGUUGGAGAUCCACAAAAGGUUGGUGAUCCAGUCACUGCACAUAUCGUUUAUACGAUGCGUGUCAUCACUGAUUCUCCGCAUUUCCGAUCCGGUCAGUUUUCUGUUUUGCGAAGAUACAGUGAUUUCCGAUGGUUACAUGCGGCUUUGGUUCAUAAUAAUCCGGGCAUCUUUGUUCCACCCGUUCCUGAAAAGGUCAAAAUUGGACGAUUUGCUCCUGAUCUGGUCGAAGCAAGAAGACAUGGCUUGGAAAGUUGCGUGAACAAGAUUGCCAAUAAUCCUGUCUUGCAGCAUGACGAAGAUUUCAAAAUCUUUAUGGAGAGUCAAAAUUUUCACGCUGAUGUCAAAGCGCGGGAUCAGAUCAAAGGUCCUGUACCUACACCUGAACAAAAGACAUACUUUGGAUGGAGUACUUCGUUCACUGGAAGUACGUACAAAUAUCAUGAAACCGAUGAAUGGUUUGAUGAGCAAAAGGUGUAUUUGGAUCAUUUGGAAUUCCAAUUGAAGAAUCUGGUCAGGAUCGUGAGCACGUUGGCACAACAGAGAAAAGAUUUAGCAGCCGCUACAUCGGAAUCAAGUCAUGCAUUAAUGAUGCUUUCGGGAAGUUCAUUAUCACGUUCGCUCUCUACAUGCUUCGCCGGAUUGGGAGAAGUGGAAAGGAGAUCGUUUGAAUUGACUGAUGUUCAAGCAGAUGCGGAUGUACGUGAAUUUGGAAGUGUUUUGUAUGAAUUUGAACGGAUGGUAGGAAGUGCAAGAAAAGCAUUUGCAACACGAAUUGAUGCAUGGCAAACAUGGCAAAGGCUAGAAGAUGAAGCGAAAAAGGUUCGAAUCAAACAUGAAAAAGUCAAAAAAGACGUUCAACCUGGAAGUUAUAAAAUGCACGAUGGAGGAAGAUUACAAGCCGUUUUAGAUGAAUUGGCAAAUGUUGAAACGAAAUGUCUAAAUGCAAAACGUGAAUUUGACGUCAUAGGAAGAAGAUGCAAAGAAGAGAUGGACAGAUUUGAAUGGGAUAGGAUUCGUACUUUUCAUGAUGCAGCAGAAGUUUGGUUACAAGGAAUGAUCGAAAGAAGUACAGAGAUUAUGUCUGAAUGGGAACAAUAUGCGGCUUUAUUGGAACGACAAACGAAUCACAAGAUCGAAAUAGAGUGAGGGAGAAUGUACAAUUAUACUCAAUAUCAUGUCAUACAAUACACUUCGUUAUAAG